CUCCACCUUGGGGAUGGCCAUGCCAACAUUGUUGUUAGACCGCAAUGCUAUCCUCCCUCACUUUCUCCCUAGGACUGCUCGAGCACUAUGACGGGGAAACGCAGCCUCCAGGAACUGAUCCGGGAUGCCGGUGUCAGCCCAGUUGGGCUUGAACGGCAACCUUGUCUGCCGGCCCCUUCCCAGCCCGCCAUCAUUUCCAGCGAGGAGGAUCACGUCCUAGCCCGGAAUCUCCUAGUCGAACAGAGGAGAAACGGCCCAAAGCACCGGGAUCCCAGCAAACAGCUGAAACGCAUUUUCAAGAGCUCGAAAGAGAAGGAAAAGCUUCAGGACACUAGCCUUUGGGAAUUCUCGCAAGACGAGCUUGAUCAGGCUCUGUCCGCUGUCAUCGAGAAGCCAUCGACACAAGCUGGCCUUGUCCAAGCGUUCCUCAAUCUUGGGGCCAAAGUCAAUUUUGUCGAAGCGUCAGACGACAAGAAGGGGAAAGCGGCGAAGAAGCCUAAUGCCGCCGCCCGAAGACGAAGCACAGUGCUGCAGCGAGCAGCUACUGUAAGGAGAGCAGACGAAGUCAGUCUCCUCGCCAGCUCGGGCGCCGACCAGACAUCUCUUGACGAAGCUUUGCAAGCUGCCCUGGCUGCGAAUGACCAAGAGUGCAUUCGAGAACUGCUUCGUCACGGUUCAGACAUCAAUAAGUUCCCCAACGCUCUUGCGGAUGCGGUGCGGUCGAAUGAUCAGAACCUUGUUCGACUUUUGUUAAGAGCUCCGAAAGCCAUAAAAGCAGAGAUUGUCUCUUCCUGUCUUCCCGCAGCGGUACAGCAGAAGUCCGAAGCGAUAGUGUCAUUGCUUAUUGGAAAUGGCGCUGAUCCCAACUUCAAUGGCGCGGCCGCCUUGAGCAUGGCCAUCUCCCAGCGCGAGUAUCGACUCGCUAUUGCGCUGGUAGCUGGGCCAAUUCCUCUAACGCCGGUCUCGCUACAAGCGCUCUCGGAGCCGGCUUUGAACAUGCCAACAGCUCAGGAUCUAUAUCAGUUCUUGCAGCUUCUAUUUUGCUGUGGGCUGUCUCCUGGAAGCCCCGGACUCGCCAGGUUGUUGGUCGCCGCGACUAAACGGAACGAUACCGCUCUUGCCCAAAUGCUCGUUAGCUAUGGAGUAUCCACGGAUAUGAACGAGGCCGAGUGUCUCAGAAAUGCAAUCGCAAACGCGAAUUGGACGCUGGCAGACGCAGUCCUCGCUACUUCACUUUCGCCUGCUCAUGCUUCCAUUGCUCUCGCCGUUGUGCCAGCUGAUACUCCUAAACCUGAUCGCCUACAUAUAGUCAGUGCGCUCGUAUCAAAAGGAGCAAACGGCAAGCCUCUUGAACGGUGGCUUAUACGUUCGGUGGAAGAUGGCGACACCCCGUUGAUGGACCUACUGCUAAACGCUGGAGCACCGCUUGAAUCGGGAAGCAAUACGGCUAUUCAGGCCGCCGUAGCUCGCAAGGACAUUCGGAGCCUUCGAACACUUCUCAACGCUCGGCCGUCGCCACGGUCUCUCGCUCAAGUCUUCCCUCUCAUUCGUUCAGGAUAUAGUUCGUCCGAGCGCCGCGAAACCGUCCUUCUGCUACUGGGGAAUGGUGCUCACGGGGUGGAAGUGGACCAGGCUCUCAUUGAUGCGGUUGCAGACACCUCGAGCUCCAGGGAUAUUACUCUGAUUACAGAGCUCGUUCGCCACGGCGCAAACGUUAACCAUAACAAUGGCCAAGCGAUCAGUCUCGCAGUUGCGCAAGCUGAUAGGGCAGUCCUGCAAUUGCUUUGCGGCUCAAAACCGUCAGUCGGUGUGACAUCGGCGGCCUUGCCUUUGACUUUUGACGCGAAUGGUGCGAGGCGGCCAUCGACUCUUCCAAUGAUAGAGAUUCUUCUUGCUCAUGGAGUUGAGGAAGGCCCAGCUCUGCAAGCCCUCGAGAUUGCCGUCAAAGGAGGCUCGCAGAAUCUGGACAUAAUUCAGCGUCUCAUCACUGCAGAUUCCAGACUGCUUGGACCGGCAUUCCAAUACGCUAUUGCACUUGAAGAUGUGCAGAAAAAGGCCCCAAUCCUGAGGCAUCUUCUUAGGCUCGGCAUUCCCCAAGAAGCAAUUGACCGGGCAUUGGCUCCUGAAACAAGGCACGUCAUUAGGCACCAUGACGCGGUCAUUCUCAAGCUGCUCUUGGAGCAUGGAGCUUCUGUAAACUACAAUGAUGGUGAAGCUUUAAGCUUUGGUGUCGCGUCAGGAGACGUAAUGAGGCUUCUAUUAAGCGGGAAGCACAACCCAUCACGAGCUAGCCUUACCAAGGCUUUUCGAUCUCUAUUCCACGACUCGAGCGUCCAUUAUCCACCGAAGAAUGAAAAUGACCGACUAGGAAUUGCCCGAGAGCUCCUCUCACGUGGGGUGGACCAGCCGGCCAUUGAUUCAGCUUUAAGGGCCGCCUUGGAUACCACCAAUCAGGAUCGGGACGUGGUAACUACGGUUGAACUUCUCCUCCAGCACCACGCCAACGUGAACACUGCGGAUGGGACUUGCUUUGUCUUUGCGGCGAAACGAGGCCUCACAAUUUUCAAGACACUCCUCUCUCACCACCCCGAUUAUCGCGUCCUCGGACCUACACUCAUUAGCUCGGAUCUGGAAGAAGACACUUUGGUCAAAGCCUUAGAGUUAUGCUUUGACCAUGGUUGCACAUCUGAAGAUUUCGAAGCCAACAACUUCGUCGCGUUUAGGAAACCAACAUUGAUCUUGGCCCUACAACACCAUUCCCGAUGUGAAUCUCUCGCAAGAUUACUGCUGAACCAUGGCUGUAAUCCCAAUACCGUUGUACCCGGUACUGUAGACCCCACGUCUGGUGAAGAGGCGCUCCCGGCUUUGAUAUGGGCUUUGGCGCAGCCGCAGAAGAUGAUAUCAGCCUCCGUUAUCCUUGCGCUUCUGGAUGCUGGAGCCUCACCAACGCGGCCGGCGCCACUGUCAGAGGUGACGCCGAUUACGCUCGCCGCACGCGAAGGACGUCAGGACAUCGUGCAAGCUCUUCUGGAACGGGGCGCUGAUCCGUCAGCUCGAGACAAGUUGUCGCGGUCUGCUCUCUUCUACGCUAGUAGCACGUCGCUUACUUCUGUCGUUGAAACAUUAUCCGCACACGCGCUCCGGAACGACGGUAGCCUUCACGAAGCUGCCAGAUGCUUGCAGUUCGACGUAGCCGCCGUCCUGGUCCGGCAUGGCCAUAGCCCUAAUUUCCCGUGCCGACUUCACGCCGGUAGAACUCCGCUUGGAGAACUAUGUCUCAACGCAGAAGUGGCCAACGGCAAUGAACGCACAAAAGUCCGCCAACUUCUCCGCCUCUUCCUCGACAACGGCGCCAAUCCAAAAUUCAAAGCCCGAAACGAGAGAUCCACAAUUAUCCUCGCUCUUGAUAACCCACACAGCGCCCUCGAAGUCACCGAAGCCCUUCUCGAAACAGAAGCAUGGGAGGGUCUCAACGACGAAAAGCACAUGUUCCGCGACCCCUCAGGCCUCUGGUACUCACCCCUCAAAUAUGUCGAGUUGGUCCCCUCUCCAAGCCGCGCUGCACACAAGCAAGACCUCCUCGAGCUGCUCCGCGACAAAGGCUGUGAACCAAAGUACUACUCCGAAACCGCCGAGCAACCCGCCGGCGCCGUGGGCAUGCCAGCCCCCAUCGCCCGCCUCGCCGACCGCCAAAAAGAGCACCAACUCUCCCUCAAGCUCGCCAAAGAAGCCAGCGACCACGCCCGCAUGCUCGAAGAAACCACGCACCGCGACCUCCUCCGCCGCAAACAAGAACAGCAAGACGCCGACAUGGCCGCCGCAGCCGCCGCAUCAGCGCAAUGGCAGGCCCUCGAGCAGCAAAAGCACGACUUCGAAAUCCAGCGCCUGCGCUCCGCAGAACGCACGAAGCGCUCUGAGAAAGCCGCCUGGCACAACCUCAUCACCGAGCAGGAGCGCGACGCCGCGGCCCAGCGCCUGCAGAUCGAAGACAGGAAAGCGAGCGCGGCGUAUGCCCAGGAGGCGAAGAUGAUCCAGCAACGGCAGGGCGAGUUGGAGUAUCGCGCUGGUGUCGAGCGGAGGGCGCUGAAGGAGAAGGAGGAGCUGUAUGAGCGGAAUGUGAAGAGGCAGAUGGCGAUUACGCAGAGGGUCGAUGAGAGUGCACAGUUGCAUGCUCGGCUGAGGCAGGAGAGGCCGGCUAUUGAGGGGCCGCAGUGGGGGAGCGUGGAUUGAGGUAAUUCGGGGGGAGGGGAGGUGGUUCAUCUGGGAGUGAUAUAGAUUGGCGCGUACUUUGGGGCUGGGUGGGAGACUAGUAAUGAUAUAAACGUCCAGCGUAUAUGACGGGGGUUGGGCUUGGGUUCUUUCGUUCUGGGUUCUCUGGGAUAAACAGGUCACAUGCACCGUCUCAAGGACUUAUUCAGGGGGCCACAAAACCUCCUACAUAUAUCCAACACUAGCUAAUACCUAGCACAUACGACCACAGGCGAAGUAGACAACCGGAUCCCGUCCGUUCUCCACACGUUAAACCUUCGACCGGCGGAGUAGUAGCUAGCUGGGUGACCACUAGCGAAUUCCCG
Molecule: messenger RNA, 4574 nt
Organism: Trematosphaeria pertusa
Lineage: Eukaryota; Fungi; Ascomycota; Dothideomycetes; Pleosporales; Trematosphaeriaceae
Exons: 3
Coding region: 88-4230 (1380 amino acids)
Biological process (GO): regulation of barbed-end actin filament capping
Cellular component (GO): nucleus; cytoplasm
Molecular function (GO): protein binding
Source: RefSeq, a predicted model, not a curated record